Molecule: messenger RNA, 351 nt
Organism: Stylonychia lemnae
Lineage: Eukaryota; Ciliophora; Spirotrichea; Sporadotrichida; Oxytrichidae
Source: the annotation of a GenBank genome assembly
AUGGAAAGUAUAGUAGAGAGUUAAUAUACUUCAAUUGAUGAAUUCAUAAACUGCACUCCUGAAAAGCAAGCAGACAUAGUUCCUAUAGAAGAUUGGAGUAAAAUAGAAAUAGAAGAGAAAAUUAAAGUAGAUUGGCAUCCGCAUCCGCUAAAAAAGCGUUUAACAACUGAAAGUAACGGAUGGGCUUGUGAUGGAAAGAAGUAAUUCGUCAAAUGCCUGAGUGGAAUCACUGGAUUCUAUCAAACUGCAGGAGUUGAGGGCUGGAAAUGUCCUCCUUGUGACUUUGAUCUCUGCAAAAAAUGUGUAUAAGUAUCCCUCAUGAUCGAAAGAUGGAAAGAGAGAGAGGAUUGA